UUCAUUUGUAGAUUACUGGUUGUUUGGGGUUGUUUCAAUUUGUUUAUUUGAAGUUGUUUUUGAAUUACUGUUUGAAUAUUGGAUUGAUAUAAUCAUUAAAAUACAAACAUGAUCGGUGUACGGUCAAACACUUUCAAUGAUAAUUCUGGAGAACCAGAACAAGAUGCUAAUUCUGCAUUAACAGAAUUGGAUAAAGGUCUGAGAUCAGGAAAGGUUGGAGAGCAAUGUGAAGCUAUUGUCAGGUUUCCUCGUUUAUUUGAGAAAUAUCCAUUUCCUAUACUUAUCAACUCCUCGUUCUUAAAGUUAGCCGAUGUGUUUCGUAUGGGUAACAAUUUUUUGAGGCUAUGGGUACUGCGCGUAUGUCAACAAAGCGAAAAGCACUUGGACAAGAUAUUAAAUGUAGAUGAAUUUGUGCGAAGAAUAUUCAGUGUACUACAUUCAAACGACCCGGUGGCGCGGGCACUGGCGCUGCGCACGCUGGGCGCGGUGGCGGGCAUCAUACCGGAGAGGCAGAAUGUGCACCAUGCCAUCAGGCGGGGCUUGGAGAGUCAUGACAAUGUGGAAGUUGAUGCUGCCAUCUAUGCAACUACCAGAUUUGCUGCACAUUCUAAUGCAUUUGCAGUAGCAAUGUGCAACAAGCUAUCGGACAUGGUGGAGUGUGAGAGCACAGCUGCAGACCGGAGGGCCAAGCUGGUCCGCGCCCUCAGGACCGUCCACGGAGGAGCGGUGCGGGCGCAGGGCGUGCUGCGUUGGUUCGUUUGGGCGCUAGAGGGCUCUAAAGUUUGCUGA
Molecule: messenger RNA, 789 nt
Organism: Papilio polytes (common Mormon)
Lineage: Eukaryota; Metazoa; Arthropoda; Insecta; Lepidoptera; Papilionidae
Gene: INTS7
Product: integrator complex subunit 7
Exons: 5
Coding region: 109-789 (226 amino acids)
Biological process (GO): snRNA 3'-end processing
Cellular component (GO): integrator complex
Source: RefSeq, a predicted model, not a curated record